Molecule: messenger RNA, 1288 nt
Organism: Harmonia axyridis
Lineage: Eukaryota; Metazoa; Arthropoda; Insecta; Coleoptera; Coccinellidae
Product: retinol dehydrogenase 13-like
Exons: 2
Coding region: 220-1167 (315 amino acids)
Source: RefSeq, a predicted model, not a curated record
CAACCCUUCGCAGAGCCAGAUACAAAAACAAAAACCACAUGACAUAAAUUGUCAAAAAGUUGCAAAAAACAGUCAAAUGGUUGAGGAGCAGAAAGAAUACCAGAAUCUCAGAAACAGCAGGUUAAGUUCAGUGAGAUGUGUUCAGUGUUCUCCAAAGGCAAAAUCCCACUGUUCGACCAUUCAAGUUUUCAGAAUCCCCUCGAAUGCAACGUUUGAAUUAUGGGAUACUCGUGCUCAAAAUGUGUAUCAAAUGUGAGGUUAGAUGGUAAGACAGCAGUCGUCACUGGUUGUAAUGUGGGAAUUGGUAAAGAAACUGUCAAAGAUUUGUAUCGCAGAGGAGCUAAGGUGAUAAUGGCAUGUAGAAACGUUAAAGCAGCUGAGGAAGCAGCAGAGGAUAUCAGAAAGGUGUCAACAGAUUAUCAAAACACAGGAGACCUUCAAGUCGUCCAUCUGGAUUUAUCCAAUCUGAAGUUAGUGAAAGAAUGUUCCGAAAAACUCAUAAAAAACGAGAAUAGGAUAGAUUUAUUGAUAAAUAAUGGUGGAGUGAUGAUGUGUCCUUUUUCAAAAACCGUAGAUGGGUACGAGAUGCAUUUUGGUACCAACCAUUUAGGACAUUUCCUAUUCACCUUACUUCUGCUCCCCAAAAUCAUCCAAAGUAGACAUUCCAGGGUGAUACUCGUAUCUUCAAUGGUACAUUAUGGAGGAGUCAUUGAUUUCGGAGAUCUCAACUACACAUCCAAGCCUUACAGUGGUUUAGCAGCCUACAAGCAAAGCAAGCUUGCCAACGUUCUAUUCGCCAAGGAACUAGCAAGACGACUUCAAGAAAGAAAUAUAAAUAACGUGAAUACCUACAGCUUGCAUCCAGGAGUUGUUGCAACUGAUCUUAGCCGGCAUUUCGACACAUACCUGACAGGUUUGAAAAAUGUCUACAAUUUUCUCGCGAAAUUUUUUGCUAAGAAUGCUGAACAAGGUGCUCAGACAACAAUUUACUGUGCAGUACAUGAAAAUUGUGCAAGUGAAACAGGUCUGUAUUACGACGAUUGCAAAGUGAAGAAACCGUGUGCCGAUGCUGAAAAUUUGGACAUUGCUAAGAAGCUGUGGGAUGUGAGUUGGGAAUUGGUGGGACUUGAAAAGAGCUAUGAUCCUUUCAGAAGGUACUCACCCUAGAUCAUUUAUUAAUGUAAUAAAUGUCAUAAAAUAUGAUGUGGCAAAUUAUAUUGUAAAAUAUUUUCUAUGAAGAAUUAUUUAUUUUCAAUUAACAGUAUUUGAAGAAUAAACAGAGUUUACA